UAUCUAUGCAUGUGUGAGUGUCUUCUGGCUUAGAAAGCACUCUAAGCCUUGAACUUGGGGGGUGUCUGUGGCAGAACUAAAAACUCCCCUCCCUUCAAAGGUGGAAAUUCUGCCAGAAGUGUACUAUGACUGAUAUUUUUUUUAAAAAGGAAAAAAUAGCCGAAUAGUCCAUCCAGUUCUGGUAAGGCAAUCCAGCAGAGGUUCUGUGUACCGAACAAUCCCCAUCUGCACACAGGUUGUGCCAACUUUUUUUUUGCUGCUGCUGCUGCUGCUGCUGGCAAACAUCUGUAUGGGGCAGGCUACCAAGUACAUAGACAAGCCUUUUUGACCCGAAACAUCUGCUCAGAUGUCACGUGAGCAGGACCAGAGGCCAGCUCAGCUGCCUGGCUUUAGGCAGAGCGGAGAUUUUCUCUCUUUGGUGAGCGCACCGUGCAGGAAAGCAGCUUUGAUCAGGAGUUGGGGAAGAGGGGGGGUGGAGGAGGAGGCCAGCGAGACCUGUUCCCAUGUAAUCCUGUUUAGAGAAAGCAGGAUCCUCGGUGAAAUGCACCAGAAGGAAAUCGAAGCUUCUUUGCUACAGCUCGCCUACGUUUCCCAAGCUAUACGUCAAGGGGAAUGCCAGAACUAACACAAUCCAGAUGUGCCAACUUGGCAACCAUGGGACAGAGGAGCCUUAUGGAACAGAGGCGGACGUUGGGAAUGCUGUAGAGCAUCCUCGUCACAUGAUCAAAAUUUGGGCACAUGGCAAUCAAUACAUAUCUGCAAUGUCGCCAUUUGAGACCUUUCCCAGCCAACGUCCAUCAAGCAACGUCAAUGGGAAUAGCUGGAUUCACUUAACAGCAGUGUGAUUCACUUACUGGCUGCAGUGAUUUUCUUAACAACAAUGGUGAAAAGAUGGACCUGGCCAGCAAAGAUUUCCCCUAGUCGUGCUACGUUGGAUAUUUCUUUAAAAUUCCUGGAAAUGAUGAGAGUUCAACUCAGGAGCGAUGCUAUCUGCACACUUUGCCUGGUGGUAGCUCUUUUCACCAUGCUCUAUUCCCAACUGGGCCACUCAUCCCACAGAGAAGAAAAAACAGAAGGCCAGAAAAAAACCUCAGCCGCAACUCACAGAGACUUCCGUGUUCCUGUUUUCCAGCAAGAGUCAAAUGUCGAGAGUCACCCAUCGGAGCCUAGAAUUAUCUCGCCUAUCAAAGAUGUCACGUUGGAAAGCCAGGAAGACCAAGUCACCCAUCCGGCCCUCCCGACUCCUUCCACCUUUGAUUUUAGACUUUACCUAAGGAACAAGGACAACAGGAAAUUCAACCUUCUCAUUAAUCAGCCGAAGAAGUGCAUGAGAAGCUCAGAGAGGCCUUUUUUGCUCGUCGCCAUAAAAUCGCUGGUCGAGGAGUUCGACCGCCGUGAGAUUGUACGCAAGACAUGGGGGAGAGAAGGUCUGGUGAACGGGCUGCAGGUCCAAAGAGUUUUCCUCCUAGGAGUUCCAAAGAACAAGACAAUGCUGCCGACUUGGGAAACUCUGGUCCGUCAAGAGAGCCAGUUGUACCGGGACAUUUUGCUGUGGGACUUUCUGGAUACUUUCUUCAACUUGACCUUGAAAGAGAUACAUUUCCUAAGCUGGGCUGAUGAAUUUUGUUCCAGGACCAAGUUCAUAUUCAAAGGGGAUGCUGAUGUUUUCGUCAACAUGGAGAACAUUGUCAACUUCCUGGAAAGCUGCAAUCCUUCUGAGGACCUCUUCGUUGGGGACAUCAUCUACAAUGCACAACCGAUUCGAAUCCGAAAAAGCAAAUACUAUAUUCCAAUAACAAUGUAUGGGCUAGGUAUGUAUCCAGCCUAUGCCGGGGGUGGUGGGUUCUUGUUGUCCAUCAGCACCUUGAAGAAACUUGCUCAAGCUUGCACCCAAGUGGAACUCUUCCCAAUUGAUGAUGUCUUCUUGGGCAUGUGCUUGCAACGGAUCAAUCUGAAGCCCAUCUUGCACGAAGGGUUCAAGACUUUCGGAAUACCCAAACCUUCUGCAGCUCCCAACCUAGAGACUUUUGAUCCUUGUUUCUACAAAGAUCUCAUGGUAGUCCAUGGUCUGAAGAUAGCUGAAAUUUGGCUAAUGUGGAAUCUCCUCCACAACCCACGACUCUCUUGCACUCAGAACAAGCAAAUAAGGAAAGCUUUCCGAUGGAAGAAGAUUAAAGACACUGCCAAAAAUUACGGUGCCUAAGGGCUGGUGGACACCAGGGCUGGAUUUACACAAGGAUGUUGAAUUAUUCAUUUUUUUGGAGUCCACCCAGUACACUGAACCAGAAACCAAGCAGAAACUAUGUGCUAACCCACAAACCAAUAAACCAAGGUUAACUCUAACCAAACUUACCAUGUUGCCUGAAGGCAGGUGUUAGGUCUUCAACUGACCUGGUUCAGUUUUGUUGAAGGUGUUCUUGAGGGCUAUCUAGUGUAGCUUUUGUAGGGCGAGAUAUUUAAACACAAUCAUCUUAGUUCAUCUUUUAUAGCCAAUGCCAGACAUGAAGUCACUUAGUAAUUUGAACACCUCGAAGCGAUUCUUCCCCAACUAGUUUUCUUAAUAGCAAGUCCUUUUGGUGACACUUUUAAAGGCAUGACCAUCGUCAGAAAAUUCCCAGAAUUGGAUAUCCGGAAAAUGUACUUCUUUGAUGCAUUUUUUCACCCCACACAGUAGCUGAUUUGUGUUCAAUGGGCCUGUUGCUGCUGUACAGGUAGUCCUAGACAUAUGGCCACAAGUAAGCCCAACAUUUGUGUUGCUAAGUGAGAUAGGUAAGUGAGUUAGCCCCAUUUUAUGACUUUCUUACCACGGCUGUUAAGUGAAUCACUGCAAUUGUGAAAUUAGUACCACGGCUGUUAAGAGAACCUGGCUUUCCCAUUGAUUUUGCUUGCUGGAGGGUCACCAAAAAUGACCACAUGACCGCGGGACACUGUAACCAUUAUAAAUGUGAGUCAAUUGUCAAGCAUUUGAAAUUUGAUCAUGGGACCACGGGGAUUCUGUCAUGGUCGUGGGAAAAAUGGUCAUAGGUCUGUUUUUUUCAAUGCCAUUAUAACUUUGAUCAUUAAAUGAACUGUUGUAAGUCAA
Ahaetulla prasina is the source of this 3082-nucleotide messenger RNA. RefSeq names its product UDP-GlcNAc:betaGal beta-1,3-N-acetylglucosaminyltransferase 9 (gene B3GNT9). Gene Ontology annotation, molecular function: hexosyltransferase activity. Lineage: Eukaryota; Metazoa; Chordata; Lepidosauria; Squamata; Colubridae. The transcript has 3 exons. The record is from RefSeq and is a predicted model, not a curated record. Gene Ontology annotation, cellular component: membrane. Bases 881 to 2203 code for a protein of 440 amino acids.